AUGGCUUCCCGAACAACCUCGUCGGCCUCGGUCAGGAAUCCUGUCCUGCGCCGCACCGUCACCUCGACCACUACCGAGUCCGACCUGUCCUCGCCGUCCACCGCCGUUGCGUCUCCCUCCGACUCGCCCCGGCCCUCGGCCUCGUCCACCUCCCUCUCCUCCAUGUCCGAAAUGGACAAUCUGCCUGAGAAGACCGUCUCAAUGGGCAAGCUCCUCGACACCAAUGGCAACGAGUUCACCGUCCCCGACUUCACCAUCAAGGACAUCCGCGAUGCCAUCCCCAAGCACUGCUUCGAGCGCUCCGCCCUGAAGGGCUACAACUACAUCAUCCGUGAUAUCCUCUGCCUCGGCACCACUUUCACAAUCUGGUAUAACUUCGUCACGGCAGAAUACAUCCCCAACACCGCAUCUCGUACUGUCCUCUGGGGCCUGUACACCGUCCUCCAGGGCAUGUUCGGCACCGGCCUCUGGGACAUUGCCCACGAGUGCGGUCACGGCGCCUUCUCGGACAGCAGGUUCAUCAACGACUUGACGGGCUGCAAGCACCACAAGGCCACCGGCAACAUGGAGCGCGACAUGGUCUUUGUCCCCCGCACUCGCGAGGAGCAUGCCAGCCGUCUCGGCAUCAUGGCCCACGAGCUCGCCGAGCUCACCGAGGAGACCCCGAUCUACACCCUGAUCAGGCUCAUCGGUCAGCAGCUCAUCGGUUGGCCCAGCUACCUCAUCAACAACGUCACCGGCCACAACUACCAUGAGCGCCAGCGCGAGGGCCGUGGCAAGGGCAAGUCCAAACGGCUUCCUUGGGCGGCGUCACCUCUCGACCCCCGCAGCCCCCUCUACGAGAACAAAGAUGCCCUGAAGAUUAUUGGCUCCGAUGUUGACCUCAUCCUCGCCGGCACCGCCCUCUACUUCCUCGGAAACACGUUCGGCCGGGCCAACCUCGGCGUCUGGUACUUUAUCCCCUACCUCUGGGUCAACCACUGGCUCGUUGUCAUCACCUUCCUGCAGCACACCGACCCCACCCUCCCUCACUACACCGGCGAGCAGUGGAACUUUGUCCGUGGCGCUGCCGCUACCAUUGACCGCGAGAUGGGCUUCAUCGGCCGCCAGCUGAUGCACGGUAUCAUCGAGACGCACGUCCUGCACCACUACGUCAGCAGCAUUGCCUUCUACAAUGCCGACGAGGCCUCGGAGGCUAUCAAGCCCGUCAUGGGCGGGCACUACCGCUCCGACACCCGUGGCGGUGCCCUGGGCUUCGUCAAGGCCCUGUACACAUCAAAGCGCAUGUGCCAGUGGGUUGAGCCCAGCGCUGGCGCCCAGGGCGCCGGCAAGGGCGUCUUGUUCUUCCGCAACCACAACAGCCUGGGCGUGAAGCCCAGCAACUAA
Molecule: messenger RNA, 1386 nt
Organism: Verticillium dahliae VdLs.17
Lineage: Eukaryota; Fungi; Ascomycota; Sordariomycetes; Glomerellales; Plectosphaerellaceae
Product: Delta(12) fatty acid desaturase
Exons: 3
Coding region: 1-1386 (461 amino acids)
Biological process (GO): lipid metabolic process
Molecular function (GO): oxidoreductase activity, acting on paired donors, with oxidation of a pair of donors resulting in the reduction of molecular oxygen to two molecules of water
Source: RefSeq, a predicted model, not a curated record